AUGCAGGUUCAACGCGAGGCCUUUAAUUUGGGUCAGCUUGCGCAUCGCAACGUAGUGGAGUUCUUUGGUCUGUGGGAGACCCAAGAGACGGUCAGCCACUUGCCCGCCCUGGUGAUGGAGUUUGCCCAUGGGGGCGCUCUUCACACCGUUGUGCGCAGACGACCCCCUGUCCGACCUCUAUCCCUUGCCGAUUGGGCUCUUCAAAUCGCUGAAGGCAUGCGCUACCUCCACGAAUGCGCCGGCCUUGUUCAUAGGGAUUUGAAGACUGCUAACAUUCUCAUUCGCGAGCCUCUGGUUGCUUCUCCCGGGCCAGAUGAUCUUAUCAACAAGACUCUGAUCAUCUCCGACUUCGGCAUGUCCUGUCCCACUGACACUAUUGACUCUUGGGUUUCUGGCGUCGGCACAGCUGCGUAUGCUGCUCCAGAGGUCAUUUGCAUGGAAAUAUUCAGUCUCGCGUCCGAUGUGUGGUCUUAUGGUGUGGUUCUGUGGGAAAUUUUUACAAUGUUGGAACCAUUUAAGGAGUUUGAUAGGGCUCAACAGCUGGUUAACAUAGGUCGAUAUCGCCAAAAAUUGUUCAUUCCUCGACCCGAAGCGGGCUUUCCUGAAGUCAUUGGUGCAAUUUUAACUUGUAAGUUGCUACCUCCGUGCCAUGCUUGA
Messenger RNA from Hydatigera taeniaeformis, 657 nucleotides. The record is from the annotation of a GenBank genome assembly. NCBI's taxonomy places the organism in Eukaryota, Metazoa, Platyhelminthes, Cestoda, Cyclophyllidea, Taeniidae.